CAGGGGGAAGAUGAAAAAUUGUGAUAAUAAGAAGAAGACACAAGGCGAAGACACAGUUGGUCAAUUUGGAGAAAAAAGGCAUCCAAGUGCAUUCAAUUCUCAUCUUGUCCUCUUCGUAAACCUUCAAAACUUAUGCUUUAAGUCUUAACCACUCUUCCCCCAAUUCUAAACCCAACUAUCGUUUUUUCAAUCCUCAAUCCUCAAUACCCAAUUUCCCAUUUCUUCCUUAUCUUUCUCCCUCAAAUUCUCCUCUUUUUUCCCCAAUCCCUCCCUGUUUUUCCUUUCUUUUCCAUCAUUAUUAGCUUUUAUGGUCACAAUUAAAGCUGACCCACAAUGGUUUCUGUCAAUCCUCUAAACUUGUCUCUCAAUUUCACCGUUUCUUUUCAUUAGAUAGACUGAUAAAGGGGAUUUGCAAUUUGUUUGGAGAUGAAGCGAGUUGUUCCAGAUGGGGAUGGGGAUCGGAAGACGGGGAAGAAACCUAGGGCGGAGACCCAAGAUUGUGCCGGAGGAGGAGACCCUUCCGACAGGACUGGAUUUAUGAAUUUGGAUGAUAAUUUGCUGUUCGAGGUUUUUAAGCAUGUGGAUGCCAGGACUCUGGCUAUGGCGGCGUGUGUGAGCAAGCAAUGGCACAAAACCGCUGAAGAUGAGCGGCUUUGGGAGCUGAUCUGCACCAGACACUGGGCCAACACCGGCUGCGGCAACCAACAACUCCGAUCUGUAGUUCUGGCCCUCGGUGGCUUCCGUCGCCUUCACUCUCUUUUCAUCUGGCCUCUCACCAAGCCCCAAUCCUCGUCUUCCUCCUCCUCCACAUCUUCGUCGGCGUCCUCUUCCUCGUCGGCGUCUUGGUCUCCGUUUCCAGCGAUGAUUGGAUCGAAACCGCCAGCCCGGUGGGGGAAGGAUGAGGUCCAUCUCUCGCUGUCCCUUCUCUCAAUUCGUUACUACGAGAAGAUGAAUUUCAGCAACAGAGGCAGCAGAUGAGUGGUGUGGCUGUGGCAUAUUCAGUCCAUUUAACCAAUUUGGUUUCAAGUUUGGCAAUUGAAAUUUCCCUUUCAAUGUGUUUUGGAUUUGAUCUGGGGUUGUUUUCUUUUUCUCUUUCUUUUUUGGUUAAUUAGAUCUGUAUCCGGUUUGGGUGUGUACUUUAUAAGACGACAUAAAUUAAAUCUCUAACUUUGUGUAUUAUCCGUC
Benincasa hispida (wax gourd) is the source of this 1185-nucleotide messenger RNA. RefSeq names its product F-box protein GID2. NCBI's taxonomy places the organism in Eukaryota, Viridiplantae, Streptophyta, Magnoliopsida, Cucurbitales, Cucurbitaceae. The record is from RefSeq and is a predicted model, not a curated record. Gene Ontology annotation, molecular function: protein binding. Gene Ontology annotation, biological process: regulation of gibberellic acid mediated signaling pathway; gibberellic acid mediated signaling pathway. Gene Ontology annotation, cellular component: SCF ubiquitin ligase complex.